Messenger RNA from Closterium sp. Yama58-4, 2307 nucleotides. The record is from the annotation of a GenBank genome assembly. NCBI's taxonomy places the organism in Eukaryota, Viridiplantae, Streptophyta, Zygnematophyceae, Desmidiales, Closteriaceae.
AUGGUGCGUCUAUUCGGCAUGGAUUGGCAGCUCGAGAAGGAGAACAUUGGGCCACGAACCAGAGACGCCGUCGCGAAACAGGCCUUAGAAGCUGUCAACAGCGGCAACAUCGAGGAGGACUAUGAGAGCGAAAAAAGGUCGCUCCUCGAGGAGAUGAGGAAUUACAACGGCGACGAUCCUUUAGAUCCGUGGGACAGAUACAUUAAGUUGGAAAUCUCUCGGUCCAAAACGAGCGAAGGUACAUCGGAGCUGUUGGACAUUCUCAAAAGAUGCACUGAGACCUUUCUGAGGGCACCGCUCGAGGAGGAUCGUGCUGCGGGGGGUGGUGCUUUGCGUGGGGACGGCAGCAGCAAUGGAGGGGACGGUCGGCGUGCCUCGCAGCGAAUGGGUGCUGGUCCCCAAGGGCCGCAUGACGAGAACACCCCUCCGAUUUCUGACCAAAAUGCAUUCAAGCGGGCGAGGAGGGACUCUGACUCGGGGUCGAUUGAAGUUUUCGUGGAUGAGGAGCUGAGGAGCCCGUCAGCUGCAAGGAGAAUGCACAGGGGCCUGGCAGGAAGCGGGGCAAAGAGGAGGGUGCUGCAGCCGCAUGUGGAGGUCCAGCGGGGUCAAGAGGGGCACGCAGAUGCAGCACAGGAGAGAGGGCGGGUUGAGGUGGGGAGUCGAGAGCAGGCCUCUGAAGCUGCAUCUGCUUCAAACACAGGCCCAUGCCAGGAGCAGGAGACGAGCUUCGAGGAGCAGCGCUACCUCUACUGGCUGCACCACAGAAACCUGCCUCCACCGCUCUACAUGAACGCUGCACCGCUCUCAACCUGUCCGCCAACCUUGGAGGCCCAUCCGAAUCCCACAGCCAACCCAGGGCCUGCAGUGGGAGAUGGCUCGCCAGAGUGCUCAUUAGCUGCUGUAGAUAGAGCAGAUGCAGGGAGUGACAAGCAGGGAACAGGGGGAAUGAGAUGGGGAGAGGACGCGGGGGAAGAAACGAGUGGGGAGGACGCAGAGAGCAGGGAGUGUGCGCAACGGAGUGCGGUUGCUGAGGGGGGAGGAAGCGGUGGGGAAGGAGAGGGGGGCGAGAGGGGCGCAGGCAAGCGUGGGAGGAGGAAGAGGGGGAGUAAGGGGGAGGGGGAACUGGAGGGGAGUGGGCUCACGGGGGGGUUGAGUGAGUUGGGAAUGGAGGAGGAGAGAGUGCAGGGUUUCAGGCAGAUGCUGGAGCAGCACAGAGGGCAGGCUGUGGCCGCUGGUGGGGCUGAUGCUGGCGGUGGUGAUGGUGGUGCUGCUGGUGGUGGGAGGGUGGAGGAGAAUUUUCUCUGCUUUGAUCACACGGUGCAUGCACAGGGCUACCACCGGCACUCAGAGCCGCUGCACGUGCCGGCCAGGCUCAAGGCGCUGAGGGAUGGCAAAGCAGGAGAACCUGUGGACCUCCGCCUUGGGAGCAGGAGCUACGAGGUGGAUCGGCUGUUGGGCAAGGGGGCAUACGCGAAGGUUUAUGGCGCCACUGAGACCCCUGUUGGGGUGGCAGACGCGGCUACAGAGAGCACUGUGGUGUUCCGCUCUGUGGCCCUCAAGGACGUGGUGAAUGCGUUCAAGAGGCAGGGCAAGCCGGACGUUGUGAAUGCGUUCAAGAGGCAGGGCAAGCCGGUCCCAGAGCUGCUGUGCGCAUUCUACACGGCGCAGAUGCUGCGAGCUGUAGAGGCCCUGCAUGCCGCUCACAUACUCCAUGGGGACAUCAAGCCAGACAACUUCCUCCUGCGAUUCGGGGCUGACAGUGAGAGUCCCAGGGAGAUGGUGGCUGCUAUCGAGGCCGGUGCACCUUCCACGGGCGUCACCCUGGUGGACUACGGGCGCAGCAUUGACAUGCGGCACUUCCCAGAGGGUUCCUCCUUUGUCUCUGACAGCGGCACAGAGAACUUCCGGUGCCCUGAGAUGGUGGAAGGGCGCCCGUGGACCACGCAGGCUGAUCUCUAUGCGGUGUGUGCCACGGCCUACUGUCUGUUGCACGGGCAGUACAUGGAGGUAGAGAGGGUGCCUGCAGGGAACGCCAGUGGCGACAGAGCAGCGGAUCUGGACGGCUGUGCUGAUGACACGGCUGCUAACUCCGAGGAGGACGGUGGUGCUUACUAUCGCCCAAGGCUCCAACUCAAGAGGUACUGGAACAAUGACAUGUGGCAUGCGCUGUUCCACGCCUACCUCAAUGUGCCUGCGGGGCAGCCUGCCCCUCCUCCAGCCCCGAUUCGCCGCCGCUUUGAGCGGUACUCAGCCGACCAUGCAAGUGACGUUUCUGUGUUGCUUCGCCGUCUGCGCAACCAGCUGUAG